Molecule: messenger RNA, 2216 nt
Organism: Diprion similis
Lineage: Eukaryota; Metazoa; Arthropoda; Insecta; Hymenoptera; Diprionidae
Product: transformer-2 protein homolog alpha-like
Exons: 5
Coding region: 132-989 (285 amino acids)
Biological process (GO): positive regulation of mRNA splicing, via spliceosome
Cellular component (GO): spliceosomal complex
Molecular function (GO): RNA binding
Source: RefSeq, a predicted model, not a curated record
GUUUGUGUAUUUCCGCCCGCUGGAAUCUGUUCGACGCCAUUAGUGACGCGCGGCUCGGCAACAUUUUAGGCAGUUUACUCUUUAGUUUUUGGUCAUUUGUAUAGUUAUUUUUUAGGUGAUAAAUCAUCACGAUGAGCGACAUAGAGCGAAGCGGCAGUCGCAGCGCUAGCCCCAGAAGACCGAGAACAGCAGAUGGAGGCCCCAGAGAAUCGCGUUCCAGAUCCAGAUCCCGCAAGUCAAGGGAAAGGAAGGAGAGUCAUCGUCCAAACAAGGACUACUCAAGGUCAAGGAGCAGAUCAGGUUCGCGAGGUCGUAAACCAUACCGGACCAGCAAAUACACAGGGGCUGGACAUCGAGGAAGCAGCCGCAGUCGCAGCCGCUCACCCUAUCGGGGUGGGCGCUACUCUCGCAGCAGGUCUCGUUCGUACUCGCGCUCGCGCUACUCUCGCGAGAGAGACAGGAACAUUUACCGAUCGCACUCCCGCAGCCCCAUGUCUUCGAGGCGGCGCCAUGUUGGUAACCGGGACAACCCCUGCCCUUCCCGAUGCCUCGGUGUCUUCGGCCUAUCAAUCUAUACGACUGAGCAGCAGAUCCAUCACAUCUUCUCCAAAUACGGCCCAGUUGAACGAGUGCAAGUCGUCAUUGAUGCCAAGACUGGACGAUCGAGAGGAUUUUGCUUUGUAUACUUUGAGUCAUCUGAAGAUGCUAAAGUUGCCAAGGAACAGUGUACAGGAAUGGAAAUUGAUGGUCGACGAAUACGAGUAGAUUUUUCAAUUACUCAACGAGCACAUACACCCACUCCUGGCAUUUAUAUGGGGAAGCCAACUCAUUUGCAUGAUAGAAGUUGGGAAGGAUCCAGACGGAGAGAAGGGAGUGGAUACAGAGGAAGCUAUAGGAGAUCACCCAGCCCUUAUUAUAACAGUAGUAGUCGUCGCCGCACACGCUAUGAACGGUCAAGGUCACGGUCAUAUUCCCCCCGUCGAUAUUAAGUGAUGCGAGUGUGACGCGAGAGGCCAGGUGUUGGGAGCCAUUUGUGUGACUUGAUCCUUUCACCUCCCUUACCCCUAACUAGACGGGGGCCAAUAAUGCAAACGCUACAUUCUAACAAACGUAUGACCAUUCCCACCUUGCUACAAAUGACAAUGUAUAUAUCGCUGUAUUGCGAUGUAGUAGAGCACAUUUUCGAAUAUCUGUUAGUGAGCAGUAAGGUGCGAAUGGUCCGAAAAAACCUUACUUCCAUUACUCGUCAAUGGUUUUUUUUUUUUUUAAUUUCUAUUAUGGUUUUUCCGACGUUAUGGUUGUAAGGUUUUAGUUAUUUUAUCGUAUGACUAUCAUGUAAAGGUUGGAAUACGAUUCAUUCACUUUUUGGUUCAACUUUUAUUCGUUCGGUGUUUUGACGCUUGAGGUUGUAUUCCAGCUAUUUGUCAAUGUACUACCACGCCGUACGUGUGGUAAUAAUUUGAAAUAUGUGGUAUUCUUAGCGAUUUACUACAAUAAAUAAACCUGAAAAUUCUAUAUAGAUUUCUCUAACACAUUUGUUUGUUUAUAAGGUUUUGAAUCAAGAGGUAUUGGAUGAUAGAGGGAAGUUUCAAGUUUGACUCUGAAAAAAAUGAAAGGUUUUGAAAAGAAAAAUUGAAGACAAGAUUUCUGAAGAUCUUUCUCUUGCUCGAAUGAAUUUCAAGAUCCCACGAAGGUCUUUCGCGCUUGUGACAAAGAAUAUGAUCCGAAUCCGAUUCAUUUCCGGCUGAGAAGUCUCAAGCCUAGAGGAGCUGCAAGAGCAGUAGAGCAAGCUUCAAGACAGAAUCAGAAUCAUUGGGCAUCAGGCCCCUGGCCAGGGCAUGUCGGUGAUAGUCGGGGGUGAAACAGGCUGAAAAAGUUUACGAAAAUAUUCAAGAAUCGCCGAAAUUCUCCUUUUUUUUUUUUCUUUUCCUACGGGAAAGUACAGCCAUUUCAAGUUUACACCGAUCAUAUUCUUUAUCAGUUGAGUUGAUUUGGUUAUAUGCAAGAUACCCCAUAGUAGAAGAACUCAUCGAUUGAUUACAAAUAAAUGAAUGAAUAAAUAAAUAAAACUAAAAUUAUCCGCGACUUUCCCAUCCCUCCACCAUCCCAAACCUCUAACUUCCUGUAAAACCCCUAACAACUUUGAUUUUGUCUAGAAAAUAAGUUAAAUGCUAUUCCCUAAGCUAGUCAAUAAAUAUUGACCUUUCAUAUUGUAA